Uloborus diversus is the source of this 868-nucleotide messenger RNA. RefSeq lists its product as uncharacterized. The record is from RefSeq and is a predicted model, not a curated record. NCBI's taxonomy places the organism in Eukaryota, Metazoa, Arthropoda, Arachnida, Araneae, Uloboridae. The coding region runs from base 30 to 656 and encodes 208 amino acids. The transcript has 3 exons.
GCACAGCACAGUGAUAUUUGCCAACAACUAUGUGGCUUUCUUUGGCAUCAGCUGUUUGCCUUUUGGGCGUGGUGUGGGGCCAUGCUGCCCUCUACGAACCUCCGGGCAGGUCCUCCAUGUGGAGGUUUGGCUUCAAUACUGUGAAAAAUUACAACGAUGUUGAGCUGUACUGCGGAGGAAUAACCACUUUGUGGCAAAGAAACAAAGGCCAAUGCGGAAUCUGCGGCGAUGCAUGGAACCUUCCAGAGCCAAGACCUAAUGAAGAUGGCGGCACGUACGGAAAGGGAAUCGUUGUGCGAACCUACAAGGCAGGUCAGCAAAUCACUGCUAAGAUCAACGUGGUUGCCAAUCAUUAUGGCUACUUUGAAUUCAAGCUCUGCCCAGUGAAACCCGGAGUGAAAGCAGACCAGGCUUGCCUGGACCAGCACCCCAUUGCUCUGGCUGAUGGUUCUGGAAAUCGUUUCAAUUUGGGAGCCAGGAGAGGAAUCGUUGAAGUUCCUCUGAAGCUGCCAGCAGGCUUGAAAUGCGAAAGAUGCGUCUUCCAGUGGCACUGGAGAGCAGCAAACAACUGGGGCAUUUGUGAAGAUGGAAGUGGAAAGAUGGGAUGCGGACCACAGGAAUAUUUCAGAGGAUGCGCUGACGUCAAAAUUGAAUAAAAAAUAUUUACGAAAACCUAAAAUACAUUUCUAACUCUUUUCUUAGUUGUAUAAUUUUGUGUAACUGUUGUUUGUAAACGUUUAGUUUGAAAGCAAGACUUCCGAUUAUAAAAAAGCUACUUAAGUUUCUUUCCCCCUUUGUAAUGCUUGCAUCUUUUUAACUUUCAUGUAUGACGGACAGCUAAGUGUAAGUAAAUAUUACUGUUAUUUAA